GGGCGCGGGGCAGCGGGCGCGGGAUGCGGGGCGCAAGGUGCCGGGCGCGGGCCGGUCCUCUCUCCCCCGCCUCCCUCCAGCCUCGCCGAAAGUUUUCCCGCGGUGUUCCCAGCCGGGUCCAGGUCAGCGCCUCAGUCCUCGGCUGCCCUGGUCUCCUCCCUCCUCCCCCGACCGCCGGGGUUCCUGGGCGUGCGGACUCCCCGGGGGGCGCGUGGGCGCCAACCCCUGCACGCCCACCUUCUGGUCGGAGAAAGUUGUGGUCCCAAGCUCGUCUUUCCCCGAGACCCCUGGGGGUCCUUCCUUCUCUCCGCGCCAGGGGCGGCGACAGGAAGGCGCCCCCACCCCUUCUUCGGGGCCCCGGGACUCCGUGGUGAGCUGGGGCCGGGCAGCAGGUGCAAGGCUGGCAGGCCCGGACAGCGCUGGGAGUGCCCGACCCCAGCCCGGUCCCCAUCUUCCCUGCCCAACGGACGGUUCCCCAGAGGCGGUUCCAGCACCCAGCGCGGGCGGGCGGCGCGCCCGAGGCUCCUCCCGGAGGGCGCAGGGGCCCGGGGCCCUCGGUCCUCGUGGCACUUCCCCUUUGCGGUCUCCCCGCCCGCCUACGGAGCUAGUGCUGAGGUCGUGGGGGACCGCGGCUUCGCGUUCUCUCUCGCCCGAGAGAGGCAGGUGCCUUGGGCGACCCGGGUACUUCUGCAUUUCGGGCGCCUGCUUUGCAUUCAGCUCUUAAGCUGGGAAAGCCCUGGGGACAGCACAGAGAGGCGAGGUGGCCGGGCGGGGAGACAGAGGGCUCCAUCUUACUCUGGGGCUCUCUGUGGGUGCUGGGUUGUUCACAGCACCUCUGCGCCUCAGUGACAGCAGGAGCUGAGCGCUAGGCUUCCCAGGUGUCCGGAAUCCGGGUUCUCCCAGAGGAGAGAGGCUGUGACUAGUGUUGGCCAGGUUUAUAGUAAGUACCUUAAUGUGAUGAAUGAAAGUUUGAACCAGUGAGCUGACAAAUAACAAUUCAUCCUGGAGUGAGACUCUGUUCCUGCCACAGUUGAUCUUGGUACAAUGGGAGGAAAGAAUUAGAAACAAUGAUUCUUUUAAACAGCUGUGAUUCAGAGCCAGGGGCCUUCUUGCCAGAGCAUCUGGAGGAGGAAUCUGGGGUUGGAUUUAUUUUACUUAUCAAUCCACAUUUAUUUCCUGGGAACUUUUUCUGCAGGUGGUCUGAGGAAUUAAAGAAAGUUCUCACUGCUAAGAGAUAUGGGUUAUUUUGAGGGUUAUUUUUGUUUUUGUUUUGUUUUGUUUUUAGCUUGUGUCCAAAUGCAGUGUCCCAGGGACUAAAUGUGGAGUCAGCCUGGGAGGUGCCCACUUGGGAGCAGCGACCCUGGAGUGGCAAAGUGAGGGUGGGCACCAGCUUUCUGCUCUGGAUCAGGCAGCCUGACGCCUGGGAACUGCUGCAGCCUGCUGGGCCGCGGGAGGCUACAAGAAGGUCUCAGUUGGUGGCUGAGCUGGGAGAGGUGGGGUAGGUUGGGAAAGCCGGCAGAUAGUUCUUGCCCUGGAAGAAGGAGAGGAAGCCGUAGAUACAGCCUGCCUGGGCACCUGGGAGGGUGGGCUGGGACAGUUGGGGAUUCUCUGUGCUGGGGACGCUGAGCGGGGAGUCUUGCCCCUCCUUCAGAAGACAGGAGAGCAGGGGUGCCGUACUGAGAGGCAGGAUCAUCUAGCGGUGGGGGCGGGGGGCGGGUAGCCCAGAUAUAUCCCAUGUUCCUCGCCCUUAUUUUUGUGCUGGUGAAAUCGGUUAAAAUGAGGGGUAUCUUCGGGGAGCCGGGCUGAAAGGGGGCCGGGGGACCUGGAGCCCCCAGGCCUGCCCCCCUCCAGGGGAAGGUGGGGUGUGUGCCCUCUGCACCUGACUGCGUGGGCCAGGGCAUGUGCACCUGUGCCUGUGUUCCUCCCCUGGCAGCAUCCCCACCUUCCUGAGGGGGUCUCAUUCUGCCACGGGGGCUCCAGAGCCCGCCUGCCUCUCUGCAUGUCUGCACUGCUUCUGUUUGGGGCUCCAGGACCUCUCUCCGGUUUGUGUUGUCUUGGAAGUUAGUUAGGAGUGGUGUACGACCUUCUUCUCAGUCCCUCAACCCCCCCUGUUCUCAGAUGCGCUAUCCUACCUGGGGCCUGUCAGUCACCCACUGGUUUUGCUUUGAUUUCUUCGUCUGUUUUCCGGGGCCCCAGAGCCAGGCUUCGUGUCUGCCUUCUGUGCGUGAGCUGCUUAGGAAUGGCCGAGAGAGUUGGCUGGAGCCGGGCCCAGGACCGCACAUCCUGGCACCUCCGCUGGAGUGCCAAAGGCUGUCCCAAAGCACAAAAGAACGUUGGCCUGAUUCUUGCCUUCGGUCCUCCCCGGGUACUCGGGCAGGAAGUGUCCUCACCGGGAGGGGAUGUGGAGGCAGGACGAGAUUGCCAGCGAAUUCUGCUGAGAGGCUAGGAAAUGGACUGGGAUUUGCCUUGUGUCUCCUUCUCUCCCCCAGGGUGAGAAGCUGGACAGGUCUCCGCGGUGUGCUCGGAACAGAAGACGCCCAGUCUCUCUGUCUUCAAGACAGUUGCUGAGAGCUGCGACCACGCGAUUUACAGAACUGGGGCGGCGGUCCCUUUCUGCCACCUCCCUGCUUCUGCCACCACUCUUUACAGUAGGGUCCAGUGAUUUACCCUAAUGACCCACUGCCCUAUUUAGGCACCUCCCCGCAUCUCCAGAAGAAUUUUAAAUAAGUCCUUAAGGUGGGGUAAGCUCCCACAGGCCUGUGAUUGCUGGUUUCAUUUCUUUGGCCUGCCUCCGGGCUCCCCUGGAGGAGAUGUCUGUGUGAGAAUGGAGGGAAGCGGGCGCAGUAAACAGGGACGUCCUCCAGACUCGGCCAGCGGGGCGUCCAGUGGGUCAUUUUUGAUCAGCCCUGGGAUGGCAGGCAGACUCUGGAGCCUGUAAUCACAGGUUGGCGCGGCUGCUUGGGACGACAGCUUGAGGAUGCAGAACUCCUGCCCAAGUCAGCUGCGGCUGAAUCAGGGAAGGAAACCUUUCCCAGAAGUAGGGGGGUGGGGAGGGGCUCUUGGCUAAUUCCCGUGGGAUGAGCAAAGUGACUUAGAAGGACUUUGCCUAUUCAUUCCAUUGAUAAAACUUGACAAGAAGCUACCUUGUGCUGUCCUUGGGCAUCUCAACCCCAAGUGAUUUGGCAAGAUAGGUUUAGUUGACCAGCACGGUGCUUUACCCAUACUGGGCACUCAGUUAGAUUUGUGAGAUUUUGUUUUUUGUUAGAUUGUGAGAUUUUGUGUUUGUUAGAUUAAGUGCUCAUUUUUAUUUUUUUUAUUGUUUAUUUUAGAGAGAGAGGGAGGGGAGGGGCAGAGAGAGAGGGAGACACAGAAUCCGAAGCAGGCUCCAGGCUCUGAGCUGUCAGCACAGAGCCAGACGUGGGGCUCGAUCUCAGGAACCAUGAGAUCAUGGCCUGAGCCGAAGUCGGAUGCUUAACCGACUGAGCCACCCAGGCGCCCCUAACUGCUCAUUUCUAAAAGAGUAAUGCAGAAUAUUGGAUUUGGAGUUUGAAUGUGGUUUUAACAUUUUCGGCUGCAUGAUACCGGGCAAUGUAAUAGAUGCUGUCAGCAUCCUUCCCAUGUUCCGUUGGCCUCAACCAGUGACUGAUGAGAGAAGGUGAUAAAUACCCCAGUUCCCUCACAUCUCUGCUGGGGUGACUUAGGGGCACGUGCUGUGCCAUCAGAGUUGCCUAGUAACUGGCUCCCUUCACUGGCUGCUGUCCCUUCCCUGUCUCACUUUCCCAGCCCUCUUCCACUUGCACUCAGAUUCUUAUUUGAGGGUCAACUUCCAGGGGAAACCAACCCAGGAUAGGAUUUAGUUCACAGUCAUUUACCGGUAAAUGUAAACAGUAAUUUAAAGUCUCUGAGCCUCAGUUUCCCUAACUGUAAGAUGGAAACUGUAACUGUCUCACCGUGAUAUUGUGAUGUGCAUUCAGACAGGAGCCUGGCACAGGGCAGGCACUCAGGCAGACAUUUGCUGCUCAUUGAUUAAUAUGGAAGCGGCCAUGGUGGAUUUGGGAGCGGGUAUUAUGAUGGCCCAUGAAUGGCCAAUGCUUUGGAAAUAAGCUAUCCUUAGGCGAGGAGAGGAAACUGAGCUCAUCUGCUCAUGGCUUUCAUACCUAAGCUGUGACCAGUGAUACAUUUUGAACAACUGACUCUCUAGAGGUUGGGGGGAAGCCCUGCUUUGUAGUAUUUGUUGAUUUCUAUAGUGUAAGUAUUCCCACCGCGGCUGAUUUCAAGUUACCAACAUGGCGCCGUGAACACUAAGUCGGGAAGAGAUGUACAUAGUCAGCCCUUGAGAGCCAGUAGGAGCAGCUCCAGUUCGUAGCUGACCAUGACCGAGCUGGGAUGUGGCCUCAGUGAUCUUAAUUUUCAAUUUUGUAUACCAAGUAAGGAGGUUAAGAAUUGUAUGAGGCGUCCACAAUUCGGGGUAUGUUCAAGCUCUGCCCUUGAACAGCCAGCUGAAUCACUCUGUGUGAGAUGCUUCUGGGGUUUACUCAAAGACUAUUGAAAUGUUUAUGCUGUUGUCUUUCAGGGCCUCAGUUUCCCCAUCUCCGGGGUAAAGAAUUAGACGCUUCCACUAGAUCCUUCUGCCCCUGGGUCUCUUUAGGAAGAGUCCACUGCAUUCUUCUUGUGUCCACUCAAAAACAAAACCUUUCACAAAGGAGAAUCUUUCAUGUGACCAUACUUCUAUUGUGCACCACAGGGCACUCAGCACUGGGCCCCGUUAGAGCCUUUUGCUGUGGUCUUCCCUGCUGGCAAAAGGGAAUUCAGUAGAGAUUAGCCCAGCCACGUUCCGCCUUCCUUGUGUACCGGUUUCUCUUCAUGACACAGGCAUGGCAUGUCCCCUGAGGAGGCCUGGGUGGUGGGGAGAGAGGAGCUGGUGUCUUUUGGAAGACUGUCCCCGCUUUCCUGAACCACAGUGCAAUGUCACAGACCUCCAAGUGAAAGCCAAGAGAAGUCCACAUGGAGAAGGAGACUUUCGUAUGACAGAAUCCAGCAUCCCUGGUGCGGUUUUACUCCUAAGUCUCGGUUGACAGUCCUCUUAAGGGAGUCCCUGACUCAGCAAUGCCACUGGUAGGAAGUCUUACCCUAAGGGUAUAAUUGGACAGGUGCAGGAAAAUACGUGCACAGGGAUGUCCCUUGCACCAUUAUUUGUAAUAAUAACAACCACCAAAAUGGAGACUAAAUCCCAACAAAAGGAAGCUUGUUCUUAUGGUACAGGUAUCCCUCGCUUUUUGAAAGUUCUUUGCCCUUAUGCUGCUUGGCUUUUAUGAAAGAUCUACCUUUGUACCUGUUUUUUUCUAACAGAAAGAAAUCUGAAGGGGAUUUUCACUUUUAUGAAAAUUGGCGAAAAGCAAAAAAUAGCAUUCAGUGUUUGUUUUGCAGCAAACUAAUGUAGAGGCUACGUACAACCUGAGCCCUGAGAGUGGUCCCGCCAGGCUCCUUCCCUGGGCCCAACACUCAGCAUGUCGGCAUCGAGCCUCAGAGCUUUGAACUGGGUUUGUGAGCACCUGUGCUUGUUUCAAUUUAUUUUGUGUAUCCGUUAGCAAGAUGUGGCCUGAGGUGUCGGAAAAGCCUAAGAGAGGUUCUUUUGGGGUCUAGGAGUGCUAAAAAUUUUUUCCACACAAAUUCAUGGGAAUUGCUUCUUUGCUUUAUACGACUUCGGCUCACAAAAGUUUCACAGGAACGCUCGACUUCUGGAUGGAAGGGAAGACCCGCAUAUCUAUAUGCUGGAAUACUGUGUGGCCGCAGAAAAUACAGGGUACAGAUGUGCAUCUAUUCCUGUGGAAAAAUAUAUUUCUAAAAAGCAGGUUACUGAACUGCGCUAUUUGUAAAAUGUAUCAUACCCUCUAUUUUAUAUUUGUCUCUGGAAGGAUGUACGGCAAAAUGUUCAUAGUGAUUGUUUCUGGUGAAAUUUGGGGAGAUACUGACCUUCGUCUUUUAAAAAAAAUAUUUAUUUAUUUUGAGAGCGAGGGAAAGCGUGAGUGCGGAAGGGGCAGAGAGAGAGGGAGAGAGACAGAAUCCCAAGCAUCGACGUGGGGCUCGAUCUCAUGACUGCGAGAUCAUGACCUGAGCCGAUAUCAAGAGUCAGACGCUUAACCGGCUGAGCCACCCACACGCCCCUGAUCUUAGUCUUUUUUUAAGUUAAAUAUUUAUAUUUUUUAUUUUUAAUUAUGGUAAAAUAUACAUAAUAUAAAAUCUAUCCCUUUUAUCCCUUUUAAGUGUACAGUUCAGGGGCUGUCUGGUCCGUUGGGUUCAUUGUAACGUGAUACCACCGACUGAGUGACUUAAAAACUACAGAAAUGUGUUUCUCAUGAUUCUGGAGGCUGGAAGUCCAAGGUCAGGGUGUCAGCAUGGGUGGGUGAGAGCCUUUUCCAGGUCUCUGACUUUGCAUUAUACCUUCACAUGGCAGAAAGGAUGGGGGGGCUCCAUGAGAUCUCUUUUAUGGGGGUGCCAAUCCCAUUCAUGAGGGUGGAGUCACCCCUAUGAAUCAUACCCAAAGGCCCCAUUUCCUCAUCCCAUCACGUGUUUUUUUUUUUAAGUUUUUUAAAAAAUGUCUAUUUAUUUUUGAGAGAGACAGAGACAGAGCAUGAGUGGGGGAGGGUCAGAGAGAGAGAGGGAGAUACAGACUUUGAAGCGGGUUCCAGGCUUUGAGCUGUCAGCACAGAGUCCAACGCGGGGCUCAAACUCACGGGCCGGACGGUGCAAUCAUGACCUGAGCCGGAGUCGGACGUUUAACCGACUGAGCCACCCAGGCGCCCCAUAUACCAUCACAUUUUGGGUUAGGAUUUCAACAUAUGCAUGUGGAGGGACACAAACAUUCAGACAACAGCAGUGACAUUAAGUGCAUUCCCAUUGUUAUCCAACCAUCACCAGUAUCCAUUUCCAGGACUUUUCCAUCAUCCCGCACAAAGACUCUACCCAUUGAACAUUAGCUUCCCACUCCUUACCCUCAAGCCUCCCACAGCCCCUAUUCCACUUACAGUCUUGGGGUUCACUGUGCCUUGAACGUAAGAGCUGUCCUGUAGUGAGUGAGGUCCAAACCAGGUAGAGGUGAGUUGUUGAGGCCAUCUUCCUUGAAGAUUGAGAAUGAGAUCCUCCCAUUUCAGUUUCAAGCAUCCUUUGUGUGUUCCGGGCUCUGAGGCUCAACUUGACCUGCUCAAUGCCCACCAUGGUGGCUGUGGUUAUGGCUGCUGAAUGUUCUGUCCAUAGGCAGGGUGACCUGCCUGGCAUGCAGGGAGGACUUUAGUUGGUGGGGGUCCAUGAGGCCCCAAGUGCUCUGGAGACAUGGGUGGUAGCCUUAGAUAGUCGGUGCCCUCUUCCUAAAGCUCCAUACGGGAUCUUACAGCUGGUCAUACAGACAUUUGGGAUAAGGAUUACUUUCUUAUGCCUGUGACAAGAUAAUCAGGCACAAGGUAUAGUGGGGUGGGGAACAGGGGAGAUGGUGUGUAUGCUUCAGCUUCAGGUUGAGUCUGAGGUAAGAGGGGGUCGGGAAGCUUCAGGACCCAGAAUUGGGAAACCAGGUCACGUGUUCAGGCGUCACGGGAGUGGAUCACGUGGCUUUUCUCUGGAACACCUUGUUCUGUGGGAAAAGCUUGAACUUUCUUGGUAAGUGAGCUCCCGGAAGGGCCUGUCAGGCUCUCCAGGGGGUCAGCCAUAGGAUGUAGGUCUGGGAAGGACAGACUUGCCCACUGGACUCUGGAAGUUUCUUUACCUGGCCCUGUCUGUUUCCUCUCUGCCCCGUGGGAGGCUGCUCUUUUAAUCCUAGACAGUCGGGGAAGUGUAAAGAUUUUACAGAGAUGGCCUUUGAAGCCCAUGUUGAGGAGAAGUCCUGUUUUUCACGCUGUUGAUUUUUCUUUAGGGUCAUUUGGCUGGCUGUAGGGCAGGCAGAAGAGGGUGUGAAUGUGGUUUUGUGGAAAACUUCCCCUCAGCCUCCUGGAAAUGUUCUGGAAACCCCCAGAUGAGCCAUCUCUCCUGGUAGUAGGACGGGUCUGAGAUCUGCUGCGUGAGAGUGAAUUUUUCCACACGCACAGGGGGUUAAGGGGGUUAAAGGAAGGUGGAUGUAAGAUGCCCCACCAUGGCUGCCCCCAGGGAGGGCCCAGCACACAUUGGAUUCUUCCUUUGCUUUCCGUUCCUUACUGCUUCUGAAGUGCAAGGAACCUACCCAACUUGGGGGGUGGGUGGGGUGAAGGAGGCCCACCCUCCUGGCUCUUGGGUUUCCAGUCCUGGCCCCGGGUAGCCAGGAGCAGAAACCCCAAGAUCUCUGCACACAAAACUCAGAAUCUUAGCCUAGAGCACCAAAAAAGGAAAAACUGCUGGGGUUCCCUGAGGAAGGGGAAGUGAGGUCAGAGAUGGGUCUCAGAGAAAUCACUCAGUAAACAGGAAGAGUGGCCAGAAAGAAACCUGUGCUUGUCAGAAACAGGGAACUGAAGGCAGCCCCUCCUCACCUGCCCAGAUCGGUCAGCACGUCCCCACAGAGCCGAGAUGCUAACCACAGAUAGCGAGUGGGGGCCCCAAGGGCAAGGACUCAUCCAGACCUUGGGCCCUCACCGUGGGUCGGGGCUCCACCUAAACCCCAUCAUUACUGGGCUGGAGGAAAGCCUAAUUCACCCUUCCCGAGGUACAACAUUAAGCUACCCUAUAAAAUAGCUCUUGGUUCUGAGAGAUGCAGGUCAAGAAAUGCUGUCUUAUUUGCCUGGUUAGGGCCAGUGUUUCCUCCACCAACUUCCCGUUCUUUUCCUCAGGCCAAGUCAGCCAUAGAGAGUUUCCCAAGUUGGUGGAGUUUAGCCCCUGCAGGGGGUAAUCUUGGUGAGGCCCUUCUGGUUAAAGAUGACGAAGGUGCUGCUUUAGGGAGGUGGAUGUAACCAGGCCCUUCCUCGGCAGGUCUGUCAGAUUGGAGGGUUAGAUUUCUAAGUCUUUAGUUUCUCUGAGCCAGAGUCUAAAUUCUACACACACGCAUGCGUGCGUUUUUUUACUUCCUUAAUGCCUUUUUUUUCCGUCCUGCUCCAACACCCUGGUUCUCUGAUGGGAGCCUAAGGGCCUUUGGAUUUCCUCCUAAACAUCCAUCCAGAAGGUCAAAAGCUCGUGGACGCCGGUGGGACUUUCCUAUAAACAAGUAGUUGCUCAUCCGGGCCUGCGAGGUGAUUGUUUGGAGAGCUUUCUCGGCAAGAACUCGAGGGCUUCAGCUUCUCCGCCACACAGUCCGACGUUUGACCCCAGCUCCGUCUCUUCCUGGCUGUGUGUUUUGGGACAAGCUACUUCGCGUCUUUGUGCCUCCUUGGUUUCAUCUGCAAAAUGGGGGUCUCCCCUUCUGAUGACAAGGGAAAGGAAGAAUGGAUUACAGUCACGAAACCUCCCUAGUCCCGUGUGGACAAGAUAAAUACAUCUCCAAGAACGAACUUCUCCUGCAUCUGAAGACCUACAAUUUGUACUAUGAAGGCCAGAAUUUGCAGCUGCGGCACCGUGAGGAGGAAGAUGAGUUCAUCGUGGAGGGGCUGCUGAACAUCUCCUGGGGGCUGCGCCGGCCCAUCCGCCUGCAGAUGCAAGAUGACAAUGAACGCAUCCGCCCCCCGCCAUCCUCUUCCUCCUGGCACUCUGGCUGUAACUUGGGGGCUCAGGGCACCAUCCUGAAGCCCCUCACCGUGCCCAACAUUCAGAUCUCAGAAGUGGAUGCCCCACCCGAGAGUGAACAGACAUCGAGUCCCACAGACUCCAGGGGCCUGAAGACCCUGCAGGAAGACACCCCACAGCUGAUGCGCACGCGCAGUGACGUUGGGGUGCGUCGCCGUGGCAAUGUGAGGACACCCAGUGACCAGAGGCGAAUCAGACGCCACCGAUUCUCCAUCAAUGGCCAUUUCUACAACCACAAGACGUCAGUGUUCACGCCGGCCUAUGGUUCUGUCACCAACGUCCGCAUCAACAGCACCAUGACCACCCCACAGGUCCUGAAGUUGCUGCUUAACAAAUUUAAGAUCGAGAAUUCCGCAGAAGAGUUUGCUUUGUAUGUGGUCCAUACCAGCGGUGAGAAACAGAAGCUCAAGAACACCGAUUACCCGCUGGUAGCUCGAAUCCUCCAGGGCCCGUGUGAGCAGGUCUCCAAAGUGUUUCUUAUGGAGAAGGACCAGGUGGAGGAAGUCACCUAUGAUGUGGCCCAGUACAUAAAGUUCGAGAUGCCUGUCCUUAAAAGCUUCAUUCAGAAGCUCCAAGAGGAAGAAGACCGGGAAGUCAAGAAGCUGAUACGCAAGUACACCGUGCUCCGGCUAAUGAUCCGGCAGAGGCUGGAAGAGAUGGCUGAGACCCCAGCAACAAUCUGAGCCACAAGAGGGAGGGGAUCCAGAUGCCACAGGGGCCGCCGCUGACAUGAGAAGAUGCACAGGAAGCUGGGUACCUUCCUUCUGUGGAAACCUUUAGAUGCAGACCUCUCCAGCUCCCACCAAGCCACCAUUUGCUGCCCGGAGCAGGAUGGAGAAGCCAGCAGACAACUCCCCAUCCCUGGAACCCUGUGCUCCGCUCCUUUCUUUCACUCACAAGGACUUUUGAUUUUGUUAUAAGGACCCAAAAUGUGUGCGUGGGCGUGUGUCCGCACAUGAGCGCGUGCGUGCACUGUAAGUGCGUGUGCACACACAGUACAUAAUCCACGUGCCUACCUGACAUUCACAUGCCAUUGAAUUCCAAACAACCCGCACAAGUGCCAUGGGGCUUGCAGGUAGGCUGGCCGAGACGGGGAAAAUCAGACGAGUCACCAAUCCGAGGGGUUUAAGUCGGAGGGAAGAUUUCUCUCCUCCAGUGCCAGGGAGCAAGCCACACAUGUUUAGAAGGGAGGGGACUCAGCCAGCGCACCAUUUGGGAUAUUUAUAUGUUAGUAGAGAUUCUCCCUGUACACGUAACAGGAUUGGGGAUUGGAACUUAACAAAAUAACAGCCCCACGCCCCUGGGGGAGGUGCGAUGGAAAGAGAAAGAUAAACCGUCCUUGGGGUAGCUGCAGUAGGCCCACAUGUUUUUACACUGGAAACUUGGAUUGUUUUAAAUAACAAAGACAUAUGUGAUGAUCUGCGCAGAUUCUGCCUCUGUCCUCGCCUCCACGGCCACGUCUAAGAGACAGGAGAGGAGCCUGAUGUGCUAAGCAUGCCAGGCUGCCGGCCCCAACUCUUUGGUGCCUCCGUGAGUUGAAGGAAGGGUCUCACCGGUUUGUACGUGGCAGGCUGGCUAGUGUGGCCGGGGCCUGGCCUCGUUCUGGGGUGGCGGCCAGAGAGUUUCCCUCUUUAGGGAAGUGUAGAGGCUCCUUGCAGAAAUGACAGGCCUGUGAGCCCGGCCCGUUUCAUACCACCAGGGGAGAUUCCUGCACUUGAUACUGAAGCCAUGUGUUUGAAGUCAAGGCUUCAGUCUUUCCAACCACUGGAUUCUUGCAAGUGGCCCUCACCUCGUGUGUGGACAUGGUCUUCCCAAGAGUGAGGAGGCUGCUAUUGACCGAGGUGGGGCCCAGGUCGGGCUGCACAGGGAGGGUGGAGCUUCUCUUUCGGGCUCUCUGAGCAGCCACCUGGGUGAUCUUUAGAGCAGACCCCAGUGCAGGGAAAGGGCAGGACAGUCUGUCCCCGUGGGGUCCCCAUCAGGAAGACUUCCGGGCAGCUGAGCAACAGUAUGGCUGACACAGUUUGAAGAGGGACAGAUAGAUGCAUGGGGGCAGGGUGCCUGGCUGGGAGAUCAACCAAGCAAGGCCAGGAGCUUCUGACAUCAGGGGUCUCAGCUUUGGUGGUGGAGAGACUCCCCAUCUCUUCACCUCCCCUCCAAGGAAGGUUUGGGGAGCUGGGCGGUUGGGGGAAGGAGUGCCAGUGGUCAGCACCUGCAAGGAAGGUGGAGGUUUGCAGCAGAGCGGUUCCUGCCCCCUGCUGUCCCCUGUGGCCUCCGUGGCCUCUGUAGGUGGCUCACAGCUGUGGUCUCGUUGAUUUUCAAAAAGAUGGCACGCUGCCACCUGGCGUGUUGCCGGGGGUCUCUUAGCAAGGCGACCUCCUCCUCGGGGACAGCGCCACCAGCCCUGUGGGGCGUGGACUGGAAAUCCGGCAACCUUAGCCUCAAUCAGACAUCUCCGUGGGCCUCUGCUAAAUGCACAGAAAACCCCGGGGGCGGGAGAGGCUUCCUUUGUUACAUACAGAUGGGCGAGAGCGGGUUUGUGAAUGCAAACACACUUCCUGAGUCCUGCCUUUGAGAAAAUGACUUAAACUUCUCUUCCAGUUCUUUUUAUUUUGAAUGUUCACAGCCUUUGUCGGCCCCAGUAAUUCUCCUUGGUGCGCGAGGCAGAAAAACCCCCACAAAGCAAACUACUAACCACUAACUUUUGUUGAACAGCUAUUUCUGGUCCAUAAGAGUUCUCUUUGAUUUGUACUAGCACUACGAUAGUUUAAAUAUGGCCAUGUUGCAAAACGUCAGGUUUGCCGGAUCCCUUGGCGAGAAAGUGAUGCUAAGGUAGACCUGGCUUUUUAAAGAUGGGGGGCGGGAGGGAUUCAGGGUGGAAGUCAGGGGAAAUCGCAUCUUACAGGAUACAUUCCACGUAAUGUGCGCCGUACCUUGUGGCAUUUUGGCCCACCCUGUUUGGAGAUCAUUUCUUACUUCCUAACAACCCGAUCGGGAAUUUUGGAAAGGGCCUUUGAAAUAACAGCGGCUGAAACAGAGACACUUCACCACAGUGUGGAGCCGGAUUUUCUCACUGGUAUCACAUGGCCUGGCGGCUUUGAAUUCCUGUACCGAUUUGUAGGGGGUUAUGUAAUUGUGUGCAAUGAACCUGAAAUCGUGUGAGGAACAAAAGGCCAAUUUAUAGGUUUUUCCCCCUAACUUGUGAAAAGCAGUAGAGCCACAUCUGGCGUUCUUUUUCUAGGGGUUUAUGUUACAAGGUGAUCAAAUGAAGGAAAAGCCUGAGUCCAUCUGGCUGGGGAGGGGGUCCGCUCCCCUAGGUGAUGGUGAGAUUAAGCACAAGGUCACGUUCUCGGUGAUCACAUGAGUGGACAGGUGAUGAGUUACAUGGGGGUGGGGGGAUACCUUGGGGAGAGACUGAGAAGCACAGAUAGCAGGCUUGGCUUGCCUGUAUGUGCUGGUGAGGAGUGUGCACCAGGCUGUUGGACUUGGAUUCUAAGCGAGGUUGAGGAGGGAGGAGCUCAGAUUAGCCACCCACCUUCGAGAAAAAUGCGGGGACUGGGGUUUUGGUCUGAGACUUCAAGGAGAAAUAUUUGCACCCUUCCCUCCUCCCUACGGAAAGAAAACAAUAAUCCUCUCUCCUGGAGAUCCCCAGAUGAAGACAUUUUAUCAUCACUGUAGCUUAGACUUUGAAAUACAAUGACACACACAGAUCUGUUCUCAGAUGCAAAACUUCUUGGCACGAAUUCUUUUCUGCAGAGUUGGGUGGUUAUUUCAGAAUGUCAGAAGGAAGAGGAGCAACGGAUCCCAGAAGCGCAAGAAACUCUUCAGAGAGGCUCUGUUAAAAAAAAAUAAAAAAUGCAAAGCUCCUUAUUAACAUGGAGAAAUAUGGUGCCCUGGAUACAUCGCCAAGAGGGAAAUUUCUGUACGAACAAGGGAAUUUCAGGGCCUCGUGGCCAAACCGUGAUGUGGGGGCCAAGACAGCAAGCAGAGCAAGUCUCCCGCGUCCCCCAUGCCGCAACCCACGUUUUUGAGUUGCUGCUUAAGUUGUACACAAAUUCCUGCCUGAGUCAGGAGAUGAGCAGUGGUCUCCGAGAGGGGGAGAGAGAAAAAUGAAUGUAGCAACCCGCCUUUCAGACGGGACUGAAAGCGGUGACCCCAUCGCGGGAGGUUACAGUGCCCCCUGCAUUUUACCCAAGCACAAAAUGUGGACAAGCGGUGAGGGGAGAGCCUCCGUUUACCCCUGGAGUCUUCCCAGCCGAUCGCAGACCUGCUUCCCCGGCCGAUGGUUUCUGGUGUGUUACUACUGUUAGCAUCCUUGAGGGUUUCCCCACUUGUUUUAGCUUUGUGACGUAUCCUUUUCUUAAUCAUAAUUUGCCCUCUGCAAUGGUACAUGACCAGGUUCACUGUUGGGUUCUGAACUUACAAACGGAUGCAUCUAGGGAUCAUGUCGUAAUUUGACAAGGCCUCAGUAGGGGCGACGCGUUUCUGUAACAUUUUGAUAUGUUUCCAUGCACCAACGUAGAUCUUGUUGAAAUAAAGCACUUUUCAAAGAGAA
Panthera uncia (snow leopard) is the source of this 14224-nucleotide messenger RNA. RefSeq names its product Ras association domain family member 2 (gene RASSF2). The record is from RefSeq and is a predicted model, not a curated record. Gene Ontology annotation, cellular component: nucleus; cytoplasm. Gene Ontology annotation, biological process: positive regulation of JNK cascade; positive regulation of protein kinase activity; signal transduction. The transcript has 12 exons. NCBI's taxonomy places the organism in Eukaryota, Metazoa, Chordata, Mammalia, Carnivora, Felidae. The coding region runs from base 9375 to 10355 and encodes 326 amino acids.